AUGUCACCUUAUCGGCUUAUCCCAUCACUCGCCCCCUCGCUAUAUAGGCCAUGCGUGCGGCCGCGCACCACGGCCGCAUACCAGUAUACCACUCAGACGACGCACGCACCGCCGCCGUGCCCGCAGGUCUCCUUCUCAGGCUUUCUCCUGACCUCCUCUCGAGUCUCGGCGCUCGACUCGGCCGCGCGCCAAUGGCCCUGCUGCGCGAGCACCUCGACCUCAUCCGCGCCCACCUCCUCGACGACCGCCACGACCACGACGCCGCCGCCAGCUCCGAGGACGACCACUCGCCCUCGCCGCCCUCUGCCGGCGCUGUCCGUCGUGUUGCCCCCGCGGCCGGCGCUAGCCCUGCAGCAGCAGCAGCAGCAGCAGCAGCUGUGGGCGGCGCCGCCGCCGCUGCCGCCGCAGAUCAUUCACCAGCAGGAGCAGAGCUACUACUGCCCGGAAGCCGAGGAGGACGACUUCCGGCGGUACCGCGGCGUGCGGCAGCGGCCGUGGGGAAAGUACGCGGCGGAGAUCCGGGACCCGGCGCGGAAGGUCGCGCGCGUGUGGCUGGGUACCUACGACACCGUCGUGGAGGCCGCGCGCGCCUACGACCGCGCCGCGUUCCGCCUGCGCGGCUCCAAGGCCAUCCUCAACUUCCCCAACGAGGUCGCCUUCGGCACCGUCGCCCGGUGGGGCCCGCCGCCGCCGCCGCCGCCGCCGGUAAUAACAAGAGGGCGAGGUCGCCGGAGGGAGCGCUGCAAGAACAGGGCGCCGGGUGCAUGGUCAUCAGGGAGGUGAAGCGGGAGCGGGUGCAGGAGCCCGCCGCGAGUUGCGGUUGGAACGGCGUGGCCACGGCGCCGACGGCGGCGAGCGGAGGCGCGGACUUCUUCUGGGAGGAGGAGUUGCUCAAGGGGACGAUCUGCAGCCUGCCGCCGCUCUCGCCACUGUCCCCGUACCCUCAGCUGGCCUUCCCGCAGCUCUCCGUCAGCUGACAUGUCGAAGCAUGCGGCUGAUCCAUCCAUCUGUGGCUAAGCAUGGCGAAGGAUGCAUGGUCUCCUAAUUAACUGAUGAAUUAGUGUUAAUCCACUUUGAAAAGUUCUUUGACGUGCUACCAAAUACCAGCUACCAGGAGUAUAACUCCACCAAAUAUUCUUUCGUUCGUUGUCUAUUCAUUCAAGUAUAUUAAGAAUGUUCUUCGCAGAGGUGCACGUAAAUUAAGAAUGUGAAAUUAAGGUUCA
Molecule: messenger RNA, 1223 nt
Organism: Panicum virgatum (switchgrass)
Lineage: Eukaryota; Viridiplantae; Streptophyta; Magnoliopsida; Poales; Poaceae
Product: ethylene-responsive transcription factor 6-like
Exons: 1
Coding region: 1-783 (260 amino acids)
Biological process (GO): ethylene-activated signaling pathway; regulation of DNA-templated transcription
Molecular function (GO): DNA binding; DNA-binding transcription factor activity
Source: RefSeq, a predicted model, not a curated record